Molecule: messenger RNA, 2202 nt
Organism: Pseudocercospora fijiensis CIRAD86
Lineage: Eukaryota; Fungi; Ascomycota; Dothideomycetes; Mycosphaerellales; Mycosphaerellaceae
Exons: 6
Coding region: 1-2202 (733 amino acids)
Source: RefSeq, a predicted model, not a curated record
AUGAGAGCGAAUCUGUUGACGUGGACAGCUAUACCAUUGAUACCACACGCAUGGGCUCGCAUUCUCUCCGAGGAAGCAUUGCUCGGGCCGAUCGAAGGGCUCAACAUUACAUACAGCCCCGCUCGACCGCCUUCGAUUCCUCUUGCGGUGCGCUCGCCAUAUGCGUCCAUCUGGUCCUCGACUGCCGAAGGAAACUCAAUCAACAGCAAGCCGGUCACAUUCUGGAACGGCGAAGAAGUCGGCUGGGAAGGCGUCAUCGUAGUCGACGGAAUCAGCUACGAAUAUCUGGGUGCGGGCUUCAGAGAUCUGCCGGCACAUCUCCGAAGGUUGGUGAGCGAUGUGGUCUACGAUAGUUCCUCCAGUGUCUGCACAUUGACAGCCGGUCCUGUGGAGGUCAAAGCAAGUUUCUUGUCUCCCGUCCUGCCAAACGACCUUUGCCGGACCAGCGUGCCACUCAGCUAUCUGAACACAUCCUGGACUUCCCUCGAUGGCCACUCUCACAAUGUCAAGCUCUAUGCUGAUGUCAGCAGCACGAUGUUGACCAGAGAUAAAGAUGACGUGACUGUGAACUUUUUUGACCAUCGAAAUCAGUCCUCCAUCCAUUCACACAUUCGACCUAGCACACUUCUAUCGUGGCAAUUCUCCACACUAAAGCCUCUCAAGUAUGGUGAAAGCAGUGAGUUCGCUCGAUGGGGAAGUCUUGUGCAUGCCACCAGCGCCGGAAAUGCCUCCGAAUUGAAGUAUCAGAGCGGCGGCGUCUUGGAGCUAAGGACGUCCUAUCUUUCGAAUCACAGCUUGUCGAAUACUCAAGGCUCAACUCUCCGCAAGGACAUACCGAACGAUGCCGCUUUCGCAUUCUCUCACAACUUUGGCUCGAAGAGAUCUGGCAGCGCUCUGUACACUAUCGGCAGCAUUCAAGAUCCCAUCAUUUCGUACGUCUCGUCGGCCGGCCUGGCUGACCUGCAUCCCUGGUGGACAAAAUGCUAUAAUGGAUCGUACGAAAUGAUUCCGGCCCACUACGAUGAAUACCACGAAGCUUUGAAGAAUUCUUCUGAGUGGGACUCAACUCUGCGAGCCGAUAUCGACAACUACUAUGCCAUUUUGGCACUAUCGGCUCGUCAGGUGAUGGGUGGUUAUGUCCUUACUGACCGUAUGCACCUGCCGAACGAGACCGAGGAAUCUUCUGAACCAAUGCUGUUCCAAAAAGAGAUCAGCUCGAAUGGCAACGUCAACACAGUCGACGUAAUAUUUCCCGCCAUGCCUUUCUUUCUGUAUGCCAAUCCGAUGCUGCUCAAAUGGGUGAUGGACCCGCUUUUCCUCUACCAAGAGUCCAACUACUAUCCCAAUGCACAUUCGAUACAUGACAUCGGCAGCCACUUUCCAAACGCAACUGGACAUCUUGACGGCGCAGACGAGUCGAUGACAGUUGAAGAAUGCGGGAACAUGAUCAUAAUGGCAUACGCAGUCUUCAAGUUCAUGAACGAUUCAUCGAAAGGCUUCGAGUAUCUUGACCAGCAUUUCACUUCACUGGAGAGAUGGGCCGGCUUUUUGGAACAGAAUGCGCUGAUCCCGCAAAGUCAGCUCAGCACAGACGACUUUGCCGGACACUUGGCCAACCAGACGGAUCUCGCCAUCAAAGGCAUAAUUGCUCUGAAAGCAAUGGCGAACAUCUGCGAAGUGAUCGAAGAGGUAAAUUGCCACGAAUGGAAUGAAACGGCAGGUAGGUACUAUUUGCAAUGGGAGGAGAUGGCAAUCGACCCUACUGGACGACACACACAGCUGUCAUAUCAACAUCGAGGCAGUUGGGGCACGCUCUACAACACCUACCCAGACAAACUUCUUGGCCUCGGGGUCGUUCCACAGUGGAUUCACGACCUGCAAUCUGCCUGGUAUCCGUAUGUCAGCCAGACCUUUGGACUUCCACUCGACAGCCGAAGCAUGCAGGCCAAAUCGGACUGGGAAUUGUGGGCCGCUGCUACUUGCCAACCCAGCACACGACGCCUCAUUGUGAACUCGCUAGUGUACUGGCUGAACAACACCGAAUUCCAUGUACCCUUCUCGGACCGCUUCCAAACCACUGGCUAUGGCGGUAGGCCUGGAGAUGCCGAUUUCAUGGCAAGACCCGUGGUUGGUGGACAUUUCAGUUUUCUGGCGCUGUUGAAGGCCGAAGAGUUGAAGAGAAGCUCGUCAGAGGUCUUAUGA